Molecule: messenger RNA, 960 nt
Organism: Tilletiaria anomala UBC 951
Lineage: Eukaryota; Fungi; Basidiomycota; Exobasidiomycetes; Georgefischeriales; Tilletiariaceae
Product: acyl-CoA N-acyltransferase
Exons: 6
Coding region: 210-911 (233 amino acids)
Biological process (GO): N-terminal peptidyl-methionine acetylation
Cellular component (GO): NatC complex
Molecular function (GO): protein-N-terminal amino-acid acetyltransferase activity
Source: RefSeq, a predicted model, not a curated record
CGACGCUUUGAAGUACGGCUGCGCUUGCGAAGUGUAAUGUGUUUAUCUGAGAAGCGGGCUUGCAAUACUUGGAUACAAAGUACAUAUGCGGUCAAGAAGUGUGGUGGUGCUGUUUGGCGACAACUACCAUUCGACACGUAUUCCAGUGUACUCAAGUUCAAGAGACCAUCCUAUGCCCGACAGCUGGGACAAGUGCCGGCGGAUGCAACAUGUCGAGCGCAUCAUUUCAACACGGAGGAUAUCCAGGACUUCUGCCUGUGCCCGAUCCUAAUGUCGAAGAAGAGCUCGAGAUAGAGUACACUCAGUACCAAGGAGAAGCACAGCUGCCAGAGAUUGUCAGAUUGAUCGAGAAGGAGCUCAGCGAGCCUUACAUCAUCUACACCUAUCGGUACUUUCUGCAACAAUGGCCUCAGCUCUGCAUGCUGGCCUACGCACGUCGAAGAAGACGGCGCGAAUCCGAGGAGUCGAAGGCAAAGGACCCUGCUAGCUCCUCAGAAACCUUUGCACCCGUGGGUGUCAUCGUCUCCAAAGUGGAUCGACAUAGCAAAGGCGAGCGUCUCAUGCGCGGGUACAUUGCCAUGCUCAGCGUGCAUACUGCGUGGAGGGGCUGUGGAAUAGCAAAACAGCUCGCUCAACGGAGCGUAGAGCGCAUGACACAGAUGGGAGCCCAAGAGAUUGUCCUAGAGACCGAGGUCGACAAUCAAGCUGCCUUGUCGUUGUAUGAAAGCUUGCGUUUCAUGCGCGAGAAGCGCCUCUUUCGCUUCUAUUUGAACGGGAAAGACGCCUUUCGAUUGGUGUAUGCGGUACCCGCAAAGGAUGAAGCGUGGCCCAACGACGGACAUAGCGAUCCUACCGGCGAGAGUUUGAAUGCUUGGCAUAUGUCUGUGGGAUUCGACGACGAGAUUUCAUGAAUUACAAAAGCGUUCAGGCGUGAAACCUGCUGUCCUUUAAUGCUGCUUG